AUGGCGUCUCCCAGCGCUUCCUCGGCAACAUUGUCGUUGGAAUCAUUCGACAUCGAUGAUCCGCAUUCCCCCGUCAGCUUCGUUCUUCUCGACGAGAAUAACAAUGAGCAAAGAGACCCAAGUCCUCCGUCAUUGACGAAACCGUCCCUGAACGUCGAAACAGAGCUCGAUCCAUGUCUUCUCAAAAGUGUGCUUUCCGAUGGCCCACAUACCAACACUGUCAUCCUCCCUGAUCAUUACACCAACCCUCACUGCGUGCACAGUCAAUACACUCUUUCGCCGUCUAUGAGAGCAGCCUUGGACCCUGAUCCAGGUAUCCUGAAAGCUGUACUCUCAGAUGGCAACAACAUCUACAACGAGCGAAUCAAUAAAGCGGUCGCAAAUCGGAGAGAGACUGCGCUCUCCAUGCUCCCCCACGCUCCUAUGCCCGACUUUCCAGUCUCAGACAUGUCAUCUGAAUUUGGGCCAAACAGCAUUCGGGUUCUCUGUGGCAGUAAGGUUGGGAUCACAACCCCUCUCAUGGAAACCAUUCGUGAGGGGCUACACGAGAACAUGUCGACGCUGUUGGAGGCUGGAGCGAAUCCGAAUGGGGUCCCAUUGCAGGUGAUGGAAGACUAUGCGGCGUUCUUCCUGCGAUUCAGACCAAUGAUUCCAGCAUUUACAGAUGAAGAAGGAGAUGUGGCGAGUAGGGAGGAACUGCUCAAGUGCAUGGAUCUCCCCCAAAUCUCAAGCAUCACUUUGGAGGAAGUUGAGGAUCGGCUCUACGAAGGUACUCAACCGUUUUUUUGCGAGGAAGCAUUUACUCCAACAGCAUUCUAUCACCAUGGGGAGUCGAUGCCUUCUCUUGUUGAAGCUGCAAGAUAUGGCUCAAUCGACAUGUUCGACAUGCUUUUAGAAGCGGGUGCAGAUGCAAGCUUCUGGAUGUCGCCCCAAUUCUACGUCCCAGACCCGCCAUCCGAGAGCAGCCUCAGCGUAUCAAGUCCAUUGCAUGCUGCAAUUCAAAACAGAGACAAUGACAUGCUCAGACAUCUCCUCGAUAUCGAUCUCGAUCCCAACGUCAUGCCUCUUGCGAAUCCAACUCGAUGCUUCACGCCUCUCAUGGCCACAGUCAUUUACAGCGAAAAUUUCAACAAAUAUGCUUUUGAUCUCCUUUGCAGUUAUCCAGAAACUAAUGCCGAGGUACGAACUCCAAUUUAUGGGGUGCAUCUCCUUCACUUCGCCGUUGCGGCGUUGAAUUUAGACAUCCUCAAACACGUUUCGUCGAAGGUCCCGCUGAGAAAUGCGGGAACUACGGCGCUUGGUCAUACGUUAUUACACAUUGCGUGUAUGCCUUCCGAUGCACUUGAGGUGCAACGCCACUCAGAGGUCAUCUAUAAGAGUAUUCAUGAAACUCGAGAUCUCCAUGCAAGAAAUGACCCCUAUGCCCAUUGUGCCCCUGACAGAAGCUGCGAUCCUGUAUUUGGAUUGCAGUUUGAGCAGCAGACUGCUGUUGUCAAGUUCCUCUGGGACAAUGGGAUCACUGGGGUAGAGCAAAGAGAUGUGCACGGGAACACGCCUCUGCAUUAUCUGGUAGGGUGUAGGUCAGUUAAUCAAGAACUGCUGACUUGGUGGUUAGAGAAGCCAAAUAUCAACAAAAUUUGGAGGGAGUGCUUGAAUAAUUACGAAGCCACUCCCGAAGAAAUGUUCUAUUCAGGUGAGAGGGCUCAGAAAGAGGGCGCAAACGGAUGGCGGCCUUGGUUUAAAAGGUCGUGGACAGAGGAAAGGGUGAAGAGGAAGCAGGAGAUCUGGAGAGCUCUUCUAGGUGAGAAUGCGAGGAGGCAGUUGUGA
Messenger RNA from Hyaloscypha bicolor E, 1827 nucleotides. Its product is annotated as ankyrin. The record is from RefSeq and is a predicted model, not a curated record. The transcript has a single exon. Bases 1 to 1827 code for a protein of 608 amino acids. NCBI's taxonomy places the organism in Eukaryota, Fungi, Ascomycota, Leotiomycetes, Helotiales, Hyaloscyphaceae. Gene Ontology annotation, molecular function: protein binding.